Molecule: messenger RNA, 2183 nt
Organism: Varanus komodoensis (Komodo dragon)
Lineage: Eukaryota; Metazoa; Chordata; Lepidosauria; Squamata; Varanidae
Gene: TDO2
Product: tryptophan 2,3-dioxygenase
Exons: 12
Coding region: 70-1290 (406 amino acids)
Molecular function (GO): metal ion binding; L-tryptophan 2,3-dioxygenase activity; heme binding
Source: RefSeq, a predicted model, not a curated record
GUGCUCUAGGUUAGGAAAUGACAAUAUAUUUUACCUCUGGGGGAUUGUAACUCAGUGCAUUCUGAAAUCAUGAGUGGAUGCCCAUUUUGGGAGAACAAAUUCCAGUUUAAUUUUAACAAGUUGUCUUUGGAAGAUGAUGAGGAUGACAAGUCACAAGAAGGGCUAAAUAAAGCUAGCAAAGGUGGUCUUAUCUAUGGAGACUAUCUACAACUGGACAAAAUAUUGAAUGCUCAGGAGCUUCAGAGUGAAAAGAAGGGAAACAAGAUCCAUGACGAGCAUCUGUUUAUUGUGACCCAUCAAGCUUAUGAACUAUGGUUCAAGCAGAUCCUGUGGGAAUUGGAUUCUGUCCGAGUGAUAUUUCAAAAUGGUCACGUGAGAGAUGAAAGGAACAUGCUUAAAGUUGUUGCUCGGAUACAUAGAAUUUCAAUAAUUCUUAAAUUACUUGUGGAACAAUUUUCUGUUCUAGAAACUAUGACAGCUCUGGACUUCUUUGACUUCAGAAAUUACCUGAGCCCAGCAUCAGGAUUUCAGAGCUUACAAUUUCGAUUACUGGAGAAUAAGAUUGGUGUCCCUCAGAGCCUGAGAGUCCCAUACAACAGAAGACACUAUCGGGAUAAUUUCAAGGGCAAAGAAAAUGAAUUGUUGCUCAGAUCUGAACAAGAGCCAACUUUGCUGCAGCUUGUGGAAGCAUGGCUGGAAAGGACACCAGGACUGGAGCCAGAAGGAUUUAAUUUCUGGGGAAAAUUUGAAAUGAAUGUACUUAAUGGACUAGAACUGGAAUUUGCAACAGUGCAGGCCAAACAAGACUCAGAGGAAAAAGAAGACCAACUCAUGGAACUUCAGAAACAAAAAGAUGUGCUUAUUUCAUUGUUUGAUGAAAAACGCCAUGAACAUCUUCUUAGUAAAGGUGAAAGAAGGCUGUCCUAUCAAGCACUGAAAGGCGCUUUAAUGAUUUAUUUCUACAGAGAGGAACCUCGCUUUCAGAUUCCUUUCCAGCUUCUUACUUCUCUCAUGGAUAUUGAUGUGCUGAUGACUAAAUGGAGAUAUAACCAUGUGUGUAUGGUACACAGAAUGAUUGGCAGCAAAGCUGGGACAGGAGGGUCAUCAGGAUAUCAGUAUUUACGCUCAACUGUGAGUGAUAGAUACAAAGUGUUUGUGGAUUUGUUCAAUCUUUCAACAUAUUUGGUGCCAAGACACUGGAUUCCUAGAAUGAACCCAACUGUUCAUAAAUUCCUUUACACAGCAGAAUAUUGUGACAGUUCCUACUUCAGCAGUGAUGAUUCAGAUUAAAAACCUUCUUUGGACUGUCCUUGUAAAUCACUGAAUUGUAACUGAGAAGCUUGGUGCCUAAUAUUAUGUCUUAUAUUGGAUUUAUAUCCCAUUUUUAUUUGUUAUAUUGGAUAACUUAUGCAUAAGCCUAAGGGACACACACUAUGAUGCACAAUGUCCCAUAUCAUUUAAAUCUAUGAUUUUAGAUUGACUAUCAGAAAUGAAGUUUAGAGAUGAGAUAAUUAACUGAGGAAGCAAUCCAAUUUGGCUGCCAUUACACUCUGAAAUGGGAAAAUUAAGGGUCUCCUACACAGAGCAGGAGGGACAUAAAGCAGAAGGAAUGUGACCUUUGCCUCCACAUUCUUCUUGCCCUGCAAAAUGUCUAGAUGUCUGAUCUCUGCUGCCUAUCUGGGGUGUUAUGGACAGGGAAGGAAAGAGGAUGUGAUGUGUCCUACGAUGCUGGGGCUCCUUCCCUUGUUGACUCCACAACAUUUUCUUCAUUGCCUUCUCUAAGGUUGCUCUUCUCACAUUGGAAAUGCAGCCAACAUAUUUUUUCCAUGCUAGCUAUGAGUAGGGGAAGUGAAAUCCAGGGUUAGAGCUGGGAAUCUGAAUGAUCCUCUGGCAUUCCAGGUAUCCCUUGGGAGCAUUGGCUCACACUGAACUUUGUUGAACUUCCACCAUUCAAAACAAAAAAGUUUAAAGUAUGGCAGAGUUUUUUAAAUUUUUUAUCUGAUAGCUAUGCUGCCCUACAGUAUGGUUCAAGUUGCUGUUUUAGCUUUAUAAAGAUAUUGUAAGAAAUUGUAAAGAUAUUAUUUCAGUUAUGUUUCUGUUAAUUCUGUAUGGGAGCUGUCUUCAGAACAGAAGAUGGCAAAUAUACUAUAAAUAUCAAUAAACUUUAAUGUUGUGGUAUUCCA